Messenger RNA from Gossypium arboreum, 1751 nucleotides. RefSeq names its product aspartic proteinase CDR1-like. The transcript has a single exon. The record is from RefSeq and is a predicted model, not a curated record. NCBI's taxonomy places the organism in Eukaryota, Viridiplantae, Streptophyta, Magnoliopsida, Malvales, Malvaceae. Bases 180 to 1472 code for a protein of 430 amino acids. Gene Ontology annotation, molecular function: aspartic-type endopeptidase activity. Gene Ontology annotation, biological process: proteolysis. Gene Ontology annotation, cellular component: extracellular region.
UACUUGUUUUCUCUUAGAAAGUAAUAGGAAAUUGCUGCAACGAUUUCAGACUACCAAUACAAGCAUAUACAAAAUGCUAUAAAUACAUCCUCAAACAAACCAAUUUAUUCAUCAAAUCAUCUAUUUAUAAUCCUUUGAUUUGUAUUUUCCUUUUUCUUUUUUCUUUUUUUUUUGGCGAAAUGAUGCAUAAACCACUUUUUCUUGUGCUUACUGCAAUAUUCUCCAGCCUGGUGGUUCAGCCAGUAAUUGGAGCUAAGGGUUUCAGUGUGGAGCUUAUUCAUCGUGAUUCGCCAAUAUCUCCUUUCUAUGAUCCUUCUCUCACCUCAUCACAAAUCCUAAGAAAAAAUGCCCUCCAUUCCAUGGACCGUCUGAAACACUUCCAAUCCUUGAUUGAUCAAAGCACCAUCCAAUCUGCAGUGACUCCAAAUGGAGGUAUUUAUCUGAUUAAUCUCUCCUUUGGAACCCCACCAGUUGAAUACAUGGCCGUUGCAGACACUGGAAGCGACCUUAUAUGGAUACAAUGUGUUCCAUGUCCUCAAUCUCAAUGUUAUCCACAAGGUUCUCCCCCUUUCGAUCCUCAAGCAUCUUCCACCUACAAAAAGAUUCCUUGCGGUUCCGAUAGUUGCCAAGCUCUUCCCCGAUAUCAGUGCUCCAACGACGUUAAUGACUGUCAAUACUUGUAUAGAUACGGAGACAAGUCAUUUACUAGAGGAAUCCUCAGCACCGAUACCAUAACUUUUGACGACUCCAAUGGUCAAAAAACAGCUUUCCCAACAUCCAUUUUCGGUUGUGGGCACAACAAUCUAGGUAAAUUCAGAAGCCCAAGUGCUGGUCUUGUUGGCCUGGGAGGAGGGCCGUUGUCACUUGUUUCUCAAAUAAGCACUCAAAUUGAUCACAGAUUUUCCUACUGCUUGGUUCCUCUCUCUGCGAGUUCCAGUAGUAAACUGCUGUUCGGCCAAGAAGCAAUAAUUUCUCGUCCUGGGGCUGUUUCCACUCCAUUGGUAUCCAAAGCCCCUCAAACCUACUACUACCUUAGUCUUGAAGGUGUUAGCAUUGGAGACAAGACCGCACAGGCAGGUUCGAGCCAAGGGAAUAUCAUAAUCGAUUCUGGAACAACACUCACAUACCUAGAAUCGAGCUUUUAUAGCAGCUUAGAGACUAUAGUGAAAGACGCCAUUGGAGCAGAUCCAGUGCAAUCUCCUUCAGAAUCAUUUAGCUUGUGUUACGGGUCAGAGACUAACAUCAACGUCCCGGAAAUGGUGUUCCAUUUUAGUGGUGCUGACCUUCGUUUGCAACCUGUCAACACGUUUGCUAAUUUCGAUGACAACUUGGUUUGUAUGCUGAUAGCUCCAACUUCAAGUGACCUUCCCUUAUCUAUAUUUGGAAACUUUGCACAAAUCAAUCUACAGGUGGAGUACGAUCUUGAGAAGAGGACUGUGUCCUUUGUUCCCACAGAUUGUACCAACCAAUAAAUUUGUUAGUUUCCAAUUGCAUGCAUGGCGGCGGCCGCGGACUCGAGUAAAUAUCACUAAAUAACAAUUCCAAACGCCGCUUAGCUUUUUAAAUUCCUCACUACCUUAUAUACUUUUCUUGCUUAAUUGUAAUAUCCAUGUCAGUAUACCGGUGACAUGAAAACAUCUUGCAAGAUGAUAUUAUGGCUAAUUAGUACUGAAACUAAAAGUUUCUGGCUGCUGCAAAAUUUAAUUGCUGAAUUUUUGCUUUAACAACAGUUUACAGGCAUAUAUGAGACA